Messenger RNA from Hypoxylon trugodes, 696 nucleotides. RefSeq lists its product as uncharacterized. The transcript has 2 exons. The record is from RefSeq and is a predicted model, not a curated record. Bases 1 to 696 code for a protein of 231 amino acids. Gene Ontology annotation, molecular function: RNA binding. Lineage: Eukaryota; Fungi; Ascomycota; Sordariomycetes; Xylariales; Hypoxylaceae.
AUGUCUUCCUCGAUUCCGACAACGGAGCACCGUUACUUCAAGCCCUCAGAGCAACUGUUGGGCCAAAGAGCUCGAGGUUCCAACCAAACUGAAGGAAACUACCGAGGCGACAUGAGUCUCCCUUCGAACACGGGAGCGGAUGUCAAGGAGGAGGACAAUACCAACCUGUGGAUUACAGGGCUCCCUGGGUCAAUCACCUACCAUGAACUUCUUGGUGCGAUUACCAAGACUGGAAGAAUCCGCUCGUCAGUAAUCAACCAACCCAAUGAAGGUACGGCUACCGCAGCCGCGUCGAUUAGCUUCUUUAAACGACAAGAAGCGGAAGUCCUAUACCAUGCCAUCGACGAAGGGAAACUAAUGAUAGGUGGUCAAUUUCCCCGAGUUAGAUGGAAUCGCAAUAGAGUUGCUGAGCCAAAAACUACCGAAUACGUCAGUCGUGUUCUACUAGUUGUAGGUGACUUACAAGUGGUUAAUCGGGAAUACUUGGAGCGUUUCUGGGCUGGGAAGUUUGUCUACGAUAUCGAUGAAGUGAUCAACCAUGGUACGACUACUGCCGAGGAUAGCGGCCCCCUUGGACGCCUUGAGUACCGAUUCGGUUCCUGGCGAGCCCAGGCUGCUAUGGCUGCCAAGUCACUAAACGAAGAGCUCGCCGGAUUCCUAAAAACGGAAUUUGGCAAGGAUCCUUGCGACGUAUAA